This is a messenger RNA of Sclerotinia trifoliorum, 1759 nucleotides long. NCBI's taxonomy places the organism in Eukaryota, Fungi, Ascomycota, Leotiomycetes, Helotiales, Sclerotiniaceae. The record is from the annotation of a GenBank genome assembly.
GGAAUUAUAUAAUACUAAUCAAUAACAUUCACCAUUGAUUUCUAGAAUUUCAAAUCAUUAACUUUGAGCUCUAAACUUCUGCCACUUUUCUCUCUCCAGAUCAAAAUUUUCACGACUAAGCCUGGUACUUUGUGGUCGAAAUGUCUCUUCCAAAGAUUGCCGUUAUAGGUGGUAAGUCGUUUUCUGGAUUCCAGUAUAAAAUUAUGCAGGUUCUAAUAAAUUACAGCUGGCCCAGCGGGGUUAACUUUUGCUCGUCUCGUUCAAUACAAUGGCAUUCCAUGUACCAUAUUCGAGUUAGACGAAGAUCGAAAUGCACGUACUCGAGGAGGUACACUCGAUAUCCAUGAAGGAUCUGCUCAAGUUGCACUCCGUGAAGCUGGAUUGUAUGAACAAUUCUUGGCAGUUGCACGACCUGAGGGCGAAGUUCUCAAGAUCUACGACCCUUCUGGAAAUUUGCUUAUGGAUGAGAGCAAAGAUAUUGGUGAAAGCAGACCAGAUUCUUUCAAAGGCCGACCUGAAGUCGAUCGAGUCCAGCUCCGUAAUAUGCUUUUGGAUUCUCUUGAGCCCGGUAGCAUCAAGUGGGGACACAAACUACAACGUGUGGACACAUCCAUUGACGGAACCUCCCUCACAUAUGAUUUACACUUUAAGGAUUCUGUUGAGAGAGGGUUUGACUUGGUCGUUGGAGCGGAUGGAGCCUGGAGCAAAGUGCGCCACAUAAUCUCCAACACAAGGCCAAACUUCUCUGGAAUCACUGGAGUAGAAGCAAAAAUUUUGAACAUCGACCAGAAGGACCCAGCUCUUGCAAAAAGGGUAGGCUUGGGUAUGUGUCUCACUCUUGGUAACCACCAAACCGUAUUGUCACAGCGUAAUGGAGAUGGAUCUGUCCAAACAUAUGGAUUCUUCCGAAGACCUGAAGAUUGGCAAGAAAGCUGCGGUAUCAAUUGGUCCGCUCCUGGUGUUGGACAGAAGUUUGUGGAUAAAUACUACGAAGACUGGGACCAAGAUGCAAAGGACCUGAUAACCAAGAGUGAUGAGGAACCAAUCCCAAGGCCAAUGUAUAUGCUUCCAAUUGGGCAUAGAUGGCUUCACAGAGCUGGGUAAGAUACUUUUCAUGCCAUUCGCUUUUUCAUUCAUUGGGUCAUUGCCGAAUUUUGCCCCCUUCCACAGUUUAAGAACAUCAUCUGACCAUUUCUUAGUGCAACCCUGUUAGGUGAUGCAGCUCAUCUCAUGACUCCAUUUGCUGGCGUAGGAGUAAACGUUGCGAUGGAGGAUGCAAUGGAACUUGCAAGGGCUAUAAUUGCUCGCAAAGCAACCUGGGAAGGAAAAGAAAAAUUUAAUGAUGCAGAGGGUUUGUCGGAAGCUGUAAGAAAGUAUGAGCUGGCCAUGUUUGAUCGUGCAGAAGGUUAUGCGAAAGAAACUUGGAUGUACUUGAACCUUUUCUUCAACGAAAGAGGGGGACAUGCAAUGGUUGAAAGCUUUGCCGAACAAAAAAAGCAGCAGCAAAAGGAAGCCGAGUCGAAGAUUUUGGAAAAAGAGACGGUCAAUACCGAAGUUGUAAGCGCCUAGAGCUUUGACUUUAUUCAAUUUUCGGAGUUAUGGUUGGAGCCUAUUGUUAUGGACAGGUAGAUAAAACUGUUAAUCGUCCUCAAUUAUCUUGAAAUUAAUGUCGAUUCCAAAAUCCUAUGUUACAGUCGCGAGAAUGGUGAGACUGCUUGUUGGGAUAAAUGAAUGAUAUGGUAAAGUCAUCUGUCCUGCA